CCGAUCCGAACCACAGGACACAGAAAAAGAAGAGCCAGCCCCACCCACCUCCUUCCUCCCUCCACUCCACCCCAACCUCUGCCCGCAUCCACCCACUCCCGACCCACCUCCUUCCCCCGUUCUACCCCAAGCACACCUACCGGCGGUGGUUCCGGACCGGCAACUACCCUAGCGGCGGAUCCGGGCCGCCUAGCCCCCUCCCCCCCUCAGCUUCUUCCCCACAGCCUCCAAUCCCCACCCACUCCACGGCCAGAACCCCGCCCGAGGCCACCCAUCCCCCGGCGACCUCCCCUGCAAGAUCCUCACGCCUCCCGACCUCUACCUUCUUCCCCACUCUCCUCCGCCGCCCCCACAUCCCUCCCGGCCCCGGCCAACUCCAACCUCCCGCCGCCCCCACCUCCCUCGUUGCCCCACGCCCACCUCGCUCCCAAUCCGGCCAAAUCCUCCCCCGUCGCCCCCACCUUCCUCGUCACCACCGGUGCGUCCCACAACGGCCGGCCGUCACACCCCACGCAACUACCUGGCGAUGGACCCGCGCGGUUCCAGCCUCGCUGCGCCGCUAGGCGACCGGAUCGAGUAGCAGACGGCCGCCACAAGUGCUCCCCUUGCCGAGGACACCUCGUCCACCCACCCAUCUUCCUCCUUGCCGCGGGGCCACCGCGCCGGAUCCGGUCGCUGUCCUGAAAUAUGGACGGCCGUGCAUCCCCCUCCCCCUUCCCUUCGUUGAUUUCUCCCUCGCCGACAGGCCUCCCCUCCCCCAUGGCCAGAUCUGCCCACUGCCGGUGCUGCGCCCCUGCCUUCCCCAUCCGACGCCACAACCAGCCCGCCCCGGUACAUUCCUCCUCUGAACUGCACAACGUGCAGUGCGGGCGGGCGUGGUGUGAGGUGCAGCUCGCCCGGCAUGCAGGUUGUCCCCCAGUGCGGGCACCUUAGAGCAUCUCCAGUAGUACCCCUAAACCCCCAAAUCUGUAAAAAUAUAACUGCUUUUUUACAGUUUGGACAGAAAAAAUUCAGAGGAAGUGCACCCUAACCGCAACAGAGGAAUUCACUUGUCGUGGUGAGGGCAUUGUUCCGUCGAGAUUCAGUUUGCGGGCGUUCUGCCGCCAGGGGUUAGUUCAGUCAGUGCGCCAGCGAUGGUGCUCGAGCGCCGCGUGCAGCUCGGUUGCGACCCCCAUGCAGUCCGGCUGAGUCGCUGGUGGUGCAGUUUGUAGAUGGUGGACACACAGACAGCGACUGACUUGUUUGCAUUAUUCAGAUUUUGUUUUGUACUAGUUCAGUACAGCAGAAAUCCUCCGCAUGUGUAGUUUUUUUCUGAGGGAAAGUAGUGCACUUCCUUCUCGAGACUACCUACACCUCUUCGGGGCGACCGUGCAGUUUGGUGCAUUUUUAUUUGCAGUGCAUUUCGCUUUGGGCGUCAGUGGGGUGCAGCUGGAUGUUCCACCGGCGAGCGUGCUUGCACUCCGGUGGCACGAGGCUUGUGGUCGGAUGUGCAAUGACCAAAAUAGCACGGUUGGGUCACCGGUGUAGUAAGCAGGCGCGUGAGAGGACGUCGGGCGUGUAGUUUGGUUUUGGCCAUGCGACGCUGUUGUACGGAUGCGUGAGUCAGAGCAUCUCCAGCCGUUGAGCCUCCCAGGAGGCAUUUUUUUCCCGCCUGGGGGCUGCCGGCGAAAUUUUUUCCCUGGCAACGAGAAAAUGUCCACUCGUUGCCCCCCCCCACGCACUUAUCCACUCGUCACCGCAGGGCAGGCCGCCUUCGCCUCGCCGCCUCCGCCCUCGGCCCUCCUGCUCGCCGCCCUCGCCAUGGCACUGCUCGCCGCCACGGACAGCAGCGUGGACUCCAUCCCCUUCGCCGGAGACCAGGCGCUCCGCCCUGGGCCGCAGCAGGAGCAGGACCAGCGCGGCCUGUCGGGCGUGUCGAGCAACUCGACCAGCCAUGGCUUCUGGACCUGGCGCAUGGCGCCCGUCCCACCAGUGCUUGAGCGGGCCACCACGUACUCGGCGGCGAGCGACGACGCUGACCUGGUCCGCCGGAACGCCCACUCGGCGGACGCGGAGGAGAUGGGCUGGAUCUUGCGAGGAUGGUGGCCAUGGCGCCCAAGCGAGGAGGAAGGAGAUGGUCCGCGAGCCCUGCCCCGGCCAUGCGCGCUGUGUGGAAGGAAAGGGAGAGGAGAGGAGAAAGAAAAUAAAGAAAGGGGAGGAGAGAGGAGAGAGAGAGGGGCUGACGAGUGGCCCUGUGCAUGCAAAAGUCAUCUACCGACGUCCCCAGCCGCCCCCCGGGGGGCUGGGUUUGGGGUGGUAGCGCCGGCCGUAAAUCUCGCGAAAUUCGGCGAAAAACGUCUCUGGGGCCCGAGUGGGUUUUUUUUGCCCGCCGGCGUCCAAAAAGUGCCUUGGGGAGGCUUCCUGGGGGGUCGACUGGAGAUGCUCUCGUGCAUUUUACUUGGUGUGCGCCGCGCAGGAGGUUCUCGCAGCUGGCCCAUGCAGUUCGCCAGUGGAAGAACAUGCCGUUGCACUUGGUGCAGUUCGCUGGUUGACCAUUGCGGUUAACAAAAAAUUAGGGUUCAGUUUUGCAGUGAAGUUUUAAUGCAGUUCAUUUUUAUUUUGCAUUUUGAAUGACACUUCCCUCGAUUGUGAAUGACAC
This is a messenger RNA of Triticum aestivum (bread wheat), 2638 nucleotides long. RefSeq lists its product as uncharacterized. The record is from RefSeq and is a predicted model, not a curated record. Bases 1594 to 2544 code for a protein of 316 amino acids. Lineage: Eukaryota; Viridiplantae; Streptophyta; Magnoliopsida; Poales; Poaceae. The transcript has 2 exons.